Messenger RNA from Anopheles coustani, 3468 nucleotides. Its product is annotated as PAX3- and PAX7-binding protein 1. The record is from RefSeq and is a predicted model, not a curated record. Gene Ontology annotation, cellular component: nucleus; U2-type post-mRNA release spliceosomal complex. Gene Ontology annotation, molecular function: DNA binding. NCBI's taxonomy places the organism in Eukaryota, Metazoa, Arthropoda, Insecta, Diptera, Culicidae. Bases 221 to 3163 code for a protein of 980 amino acids. Gene Ontology annotation, biological process: mRNA splicing, via spliceosome; spliceosomal complex disassembly. The transcript has 8 exons.
CACCAUAGACUGGAAACGCAGUUGUCUGGAUUAUUUUUUACGUAUUUUCAUACUCCCAGCUACAAAAAGCUGCGAAAAACCCAUUUCCCUGGCGGGGCUUCCUACGCCCCGUAGUGAUCUAUGUGUUAUAACUAUCCGAUGGUCAAUGGAAUACUAGUGAAACACAUCAUACGUUGGCAGCACACAAUUCCACACACAAACACCUCAGCAAAACGCGACAAUGUCGCUGUUCCGCAAGCCGAAAAAACCUAUUCAGAGGCGCGUUUUCAGCGGUUACGACGACGAAGAUGAGGAGAACAAUCCGUCGAGCAAGGAUACCGCACACGCCGCUGGAAAUGGCAAUGGUUCCCCCGGCGAACCGAGCUUGGCACCCGAAGGACCAAUGGUAUCAUCCGGCGGUACAUCCAUUGCGGUUGCGUCCUCCGAGCGCAAGCGGAAAGAACACCGUACCGACACUAAACCGGACACCUCCAAGGGUGUUGGAUCGUCGAAAUCGAAUGCGAUCACCAAACCCUCUUUACUUAGUUUCGACGACGAAGAGGAGGGCGAAGUUUUCCAAGUGAAAAAGUCCUCCCACAGUAAGAAGGUGAUGAAAUCGCUCGACAAGGAACGACGGAGGAAGCGGCACAUGGAGAAGAGCAAUGGCACCGGUACGGCCCCAAGCACCUUCCAACAUUCGUCCGCCCCUUCGGAGCAUGCUGCAAUGGGCAGCAAGGCGGCGACCACGGCAAACCAGCGCAGCAGCAAGCAGCAGUAUCCUUCCUCUUCUCCUCCCUCCACCAGCUUGUCGUACGACAACGACAGUAAUGAUAAGAUAAAAAGAGAAAAGUGUGAAAAUUCUAGCUCUAAUAUCCAAACAGAAAUACGCACAGACGACUUUGUGCUGGUGGUCAAGAAAACGGACCCCGCGAAUCUGAUACUGAACGGCAGGGCGGCACUUUGCGCCGGCCGGAACGACAUGUCUUCGGAGGACGAGGAAUCGCACGAUGCGGUCGAACAGGAAGCCGGGCAGCAGCGUGGACAUCAUCAUCGGUUUGCGAAGCCGCAGGAUAACUUUAAGAUGUGUCUGGAAAAUGGUGUCAUACCGGAUGCCGCUAUGAUUCACGCUGCCCGAAAGCGUCGGCAAAAGGCACGCGAACAAGGUGAAUUCAUUCCGGUGGAAGAGCCCAAGGAGGACAAAAGCAAAAAGCGUACCGUCCAGGAAGAUGGUGAUGGUGACGGGUCGGAUGAGGAUGACGAUCGGAUCGACAUGUCCGCCAUUACCGGUGCCAAAGAGCGGGAGGAGCGACGGGAGCAGUUCUACGCGGUGCAACGUGAAGACUCCGAUGCGGAGGAUUCCGACGUGGAAACGAAGGAAUGGGAAAAUCAGCAGAUUCGCAAAGGUGUCACGGGGGCGCAACUCGUGUCCGCCCAGCAGGAGUCGGUCAUUUCGCAGUACCUAAUCCACAGCGGCUUCAGCCAGACGUUCCACAAUAAAUCGUCCCCCUCCGAUGGCGGUAUGAUGGUGGACGAUCUGGACGAGGGCACGUCCGGCGUUCGUGCCCUUUCGACGGCCGCACUGCUGGAGCAGGCGUACGCGGCGUCUAGCGGCGGUCUAUCCAGUCGAGUGUCGGGCAGCAGUAAACGGCCCGGUAUCGGUCACAGUUUAGGUCAGAAAUCUUCGGCCGACUCGAAACCGACUGGCCCUCGGAUGCCGCAGCAAAUUCUAACGCAGCUAGCCGAACGGCACCGUACGACGGUGGAGUUAAAUCGGAAGCACGAUGACGAUGUCGAGCACAUUACAAAGGAGAUCAAGCUGCUACAGAUGGAUCAUCGGGCGUGCGAACAAAAAGCGCCGAUCGCUGCGGCCAAGUAUCGUUUCUAUCAAGAGUUUCGCUGCUACGUGACGGAUCUGGUCGAGUGUCUUAACGAAAAGGUCCCAUUGGUGACCGCACUGGAGCAGCGUGCCCUGCAGCUGUUGGGAAAACACUCGGCCAUGCUUAUCGAACGGCGUCGGCAGGAUGUGCGAGAUCAGGUGAAGGAAAUGACCGAUGCCAAUAAAGCAAUGAAACGACCUGCGGACGAUCAAGAGCGAGUGCGACGGGCAGCGGAACGCGAAGGACGACGCACGCGGCGCCGGAGGGAUCGGGAGAAAAAUGAAACGGCCGACAGUCACCUCGACGGGAUGUCCAGUGAUGACGAAAUCCCCGACAUGGAAGCAGCUCGCUACAAAGCGGCCCUGCAGACGGUCGAGCUGGAAACGCGGGACGUGUUUGCCGACGCGACCGAAGAGUACUGCGACAUCGGUGCCAUACUGGGCAAGUUCGAACAGUGGCGCGUGCACGAUAUGGCCGCGUACAGCGAUGCAUACGUGAGCCUCUGCCUGCCGAAGAUACUCGGCCCGCUGGUACGCCUUCAGCAUAUCACCUGGAACCCGCUUCACUCGGACACCGUCGGUGAGUUCGAGGGUGAGGAGUGGUUCCGGCUGGCGGUCCUCUUCGGUAGCCUCUCGUCGUCGGGUGCCACCGAAGACGAGCUGGCCGAAGAUCCUGACGUGCGCCUGGUACCGACGCUGGUGGAAAAGAUAUUCCUGCCCAAGCUGACGGCCCUGGUCGAGCAGUGUUGGGAUCCACUGUCCACGACGCAAACCUUCCGCCUGGUGCGUCUACUCAAACGGCUCGCACGGGACUAUCCAUCGUUGCGCAUCACCUGCAAACCGUUGCGGACACUAUUUCAAGCAAUUCUCGACAAGAUGAAGCAAUCCAUCGAUAACGAUGUGUUUAUUCCGAUCUUCCCCAAGCAAGCACAGGAGGCCAAAUCGUCCUUCUUCCAGCGUCAGUUUUGCAGCGGACUGAAGCUGUUCCGCAACAUCACCAGCUGGCAGGGAAUACUGGCCGAUUCGGCAUUGAACGAAUUGGCGAUCGGGUCGCUGCUGAACCGCUACCUGCUGAACGGGAUGCGCGUCUGCUUGCCGACCGACGCCAUCGGGAAGGCGUCGACCAUCGUGUACACAUUGCCACGCGUGUGGCUCAGCCCGUCCGGGUUGAUCGUGCAAAGUUUAGAUCAGUUCGUCAACAUGUUACGACUUUUGGAAUCUCGGCUUGACCCAGCGACGCCUCCCAAUGGGGAACUGAUCGAACAGAUACACAUAAUACUGUCCAGUCUGCACGUGGUUUCCGCGUAGUACGGAAGGUGGACGGAAGAAUGGCGGGAAUCUUCAGCCAUACCCAUUGUCCAUGAAGGGUUGAAAAAGGGACCUUUCCUUGCGUACACUUCGGACGUAUUAAUUAACAAAGCAAUGAAACGAAGAUGAAAGUUGGAUACGCCAUGUGCGUGUGUGUGUGUAUGUGUGCUACUGGCCUGGCCUCCUUUGGACCACCGUGGUCGAGAGUGUUUCUUUUGAUAACUGUUUAUACGCAAAUGAUAUCACAUGCACGAAAAUAAAAUCCAUAUGCUCUGAACGUUAUGAAUGACGUGGAAAAAUCGGAA